Fonsecaea nubica is the source of this 801-nucleotide messenger RNA. RefSeq lists its product as hypothetical. The transcript has 2 exons. Lineage: Eukaryota; Fungi; Ascomycota; Eurotiomycetes; Chaetothyriales; Herpotrichiellaceae. The record is from RefSeq and is a predicted model, not a curated record. The coding region runs from base 1 to 801 and encodes 266 amino acids.
AUGGCAUCCAAACUGUCCGCCCACGGCUACGUCUCGUCAAACGACAGCAAGUUGUUCUAUGAGACCGAGGGAAACCCCAGCGGUCCUUCGAUCUUGUUCAUCCAUGGCUUAGGUGGCACAACGAACGCUUUUCAACCUCUUGUCCCCGAGCUUCAAGACUACAACAUUGUACGCUUUGACUGGUCUGGCCAUGGCCGCAGUUCUACGCCAACGACUACUAGCAUCGACUCUUACGUGGGAGAUUGUCUUGCUGUGAUGGAUGAGUUGAAAUUGAAGGACGUCAAUGUCGUUGGACAUUCGUUAGGCGGCUUGAUUGCUCUACAUCUUGCCGCCAAAGUCCCUGAGCAGGUCAAAGGCCUGGUGUUGUUCGGCCCCGUCAAUCCACCUCCCGAAGCUGGCCAGCAAGCACUCGGAGGUCGUGCCAAAGCUGUUAGGGAGAAUGGCAUUGUGGGCAUCGCUGAUACCGUCGUCGGCAACGCUUUUGCUCCCGAGUCGUACAAGUCCAGGAAGGGCGAAGUGGCCCUGGCCCGCGAGAUGUUGACGAGGCAAGAUCCCGAAGGGUACGCUCUCGCUUGUGAGGCAUUGGCCAAGAGCCAGCCUGCUCCUUGGGAUCGCAUCAAGAUGCCAGUUGCGGUGGUGUCGGGCAAGGAAGACAAGGUGUCCACCGUCGCGGCUGGCGAGACGACCACCAAGAAUCUCGGCUCGAAUGCGAAGCAGACGGUCGUCGAGAGCGUGGGACAUUGGCACAUGCUCGAAGCCACCGAGAGGGCGAUUGAGAUCAUCAAGACCACAUUCGCGUAG